UUGCUUGGACAGCAUAUGCACAGUUACUUUGGCUGCAAUGCUGCUGCAGAGCCCGGUUACUCUGCCUUCCUGGGAACUCCACAGAUAUGUGUCACAAAGAUGUCUACACGGAACUGCCAGGGAAUGGACUCAGUGAUCAAACCCCUGGACACAAUUCCUGAGGAUAAGAAAGUCAGGGUUCAGAGGACACAGAGCACUUUUGACCCAUUUGAGAAACCAACUAAUCAAGUAAAGAGGGUGCAUUCAGAGAACAAUGCUUGUAUUAACUUUAAGACCUCCUCCACUGGCAAAGAGUCUCCGAAAGUUAGGCGGCACUCCAGCCCCAGCUCGCCAACAAGUCCUAAAUUUGGAAAAGCUGACUCAUAUGAAAAACUGGAAAAACUGGGGGAAGGAUCUUAUGCUACAGUAUACAAAGGGAAAAGCAAGGUAAAUGGGAAGUUGGUAGCCCUGAAGGUGAUCAGGCUGCAAGAAGAAGAAGGUACACCUUUCACAGCUAUCAGGGAAGCUUCUCUGUUAAAAGGACUAAAACAUGCUAACAUAGUGUUGCUUCAUGACAUUAUCCACACCAAGGAGACGCUGACACUUGUGUUUGAAUAUGUGCACACUGAUUUAUGUCAGUACAUGGACAAGCACCCUGGGGGACUACAUCCAGAUAAUGUGAAGUUGUUUUUAUUUCAGUUGCUGCGAGGGCUGUCUUACAUCCACCAGCGUUAUAUUUUGCACAGAGACCUGAAACCACAGAACCUUCUGAUCAGUGACACGGGGGAGUUAAAGCUGGCAGAUUUCGGUCUUGCAAGAGCAAAAUCUGUCCCUAGCCACACGUACUCCAAUGAAGUGGUUACCUUAUGGUACAGACCUCCAGAUGUCCUCCUGGGCUCGACAGAAUAUUCCACCUGCCUUGACAUGUGGGGAGUUGGCUGCAUCUUUGUUGAAAUGAUCCAAGGAGUUGCUGCUUUUCCAGGAAUGAAAGACAUUCAGGAUCAACUUGAACGAAUAUUUCUGGUUCUUGGGACACCAAAUGAGGACACGUGGCCUGGAGUCCACUCUUUACCACAUUUUAAGCCAGAACGCUUUACCCUGUACAGCUCUAAAAAUCUUAGACAAGCAUGGAAUAAGCUCAGCUAUGUGAAUCAUGCAGAGGAUCUGGCCUCUAAGCUCCUACAAUGUUCCCCAAAGAACAGAUUAUCGGCACAGGCUGCCUUGAGCCAUGAGUAUUUUAGUGACCUGCCCCCACGGCUAUGGGAACUGACCGAUAUGUCUUCUAUUUUUACCGUCCCCAAUGUGAGAUUGCAACCAGAAUCUGGAGAAAGCAUGCGGGCCUUUGGGAAAAACAAUAGUUAUGGCAAAUGUCUAUCGAAUAGCAAGCACUGAUGAGCACAGCGUUCUCAAGAGAGCACAGAUUAAGUUGUCAUCAUCCUGGGAAGAAUAGAAAACAUUAAUGAAGUGGCCAGUACUCCGAAGGGCAUCAUGGAUUGGUUUCCUUUCACUCCCUGUGGUGGAUUUCACUUACAAGAAAAUUGAAGCUGGCAAGACCCUGUUUUCUCUGCAAUUUAUUUAAAACCUUGCACGCACUUGGCUACCUUGUGAUUUCCAAGAACUAUGUGAAGAUUAAGCUUUGCUUACUGGUACAUGGCAUGUAUUCUUUUCAGUCUUUUGUGUUUGAUUUUGUUUGAUUUCCCUCGGCAGCACAGCGUCUCUGUAAAGGUUUUUAUGCUUUUACCAACCACGUCUUAAAUCCAUUAAGACAAUACAUUUGGUGUUCACACUUGUUCAGUAAUGUCUGUACUUAAAAGCCACAUAGUGGCAUAAAACAAUGUGUGUUUUCUUGAGACCAGGGCACGUUUUGCAACCACAAGGAAGGAGCUGUUUAGCGAGAGCAAACCGUGUUCUCCGACUGACUUGACGACAUGGUCCCUGGCGUCGGGGCCCGACUUGUCGCUUCCCUUUUGAGGACAUUUGCAGAUGUGUUGUUGUUUUUGUUUUAUUUUUUUCUCUUGGAAAUAACUGCACAUUUAUAUAGGAUAUCAGAAUAUGCUUAGCAUUUUCAAGCCACAUAGCAUGACUGUUUUCCAAGUAGGGUGAAAGUGGAGAGAAGUAUCAAGCAUUAAGAGAACAAAGGGAUAAACUGCUUACUUUUCAACCUCUGGAGAUUGAGGUAACUUUUUACAUGUUUUUCUGGGUCUUGUCAACAUCUUAUUUUUCCAUCCACUCUUUUACACUUUCGGUAUUUUCUUAAUGGAGAAAAAAGAGUGAGGAACAAAAUGUUUAAAACUUAGGUGCACAAGAAUUGGAUCUGCUGGGUGCGCCCUGAAAACCAUCUUUGCAUGUUAACGUUUAAAGCAAAUUACAAAGUUAUCAAGAGUUAGACAUUUGCUCAUUUACACCAAAGCACCUUUAAGUGACAUUUUUUUAAAAAACAUACCAAGCUGAUUGGAAGUCAUCAUUGGGUACCCUAACUUUAAACAGUCUCCUGGAAAAACUGUUCGAAUGCAGGUUUUAGAAGCAAUACAGGCGUCUUGCUUUUAAAAUGAGAAGGGGAAAAAAGAAAGGCCCGGCUUCCUUUGUUUAAGGAGUUGAGAGACCUUGGAGGAUGAAGGCAAGUAUGUGACAAGGAGGGAAAAGUGGAUUGGGCAUUUGUUGAGCUUUGAUCCAGAGGGAGAGCUGUCUGACUCAGGCCCGUCUCCUAGUGGGGCAGGCCUCGCUGCAGAAUCCCAGGUAAUACUGAGGCCAGGGUGGGUGGUUAGGAAAUUCAUCUACAGCAUGAAACCGAGCUCCUCGGGACACAAAUUUCUAUGGAAAUACCUACGUGUACAUUGUUUUACAUGUUCCUAUUGCUCAGAAAGAAGGAGAGACCAAGAACUUGAAAUGCAUCGCACUUUUGAAUAUCAAGACUAGGACGAAUGAGCCAGUUUGAGAAAGACUUUCUAUGAGAGUCAGGUGAGGGAAAAGCUUUUCUAUAGCCAAACCCAAUAUAACUAGGGGAUUAGACCCAGAAAUCCUGCACAUUAAAAUGGUACCUUCCUUGGAGUGGGGUGUGAGUAUAUGUAUUCACAAUCCAUCCUGUCCAGUAGUAGCAUUUAUUGUAAGCUUCUAAGUGCUAAGCAAGGAAUUAUUUACUGAUUGGUUUUGAAAGCAGCAAGUUGCCCAAUGCUAGAAUAUUAACCGUUUGCUACCUAGAAAUCUUCCCCAUUCUUCUUUCAUACAUUCCAACCCACUGGAAACCUUUAGAGGCAUUUUGAUGUAACAUGUACUUAAAUUAGGAUUUCUUAAAGUAAAUACGGAGAAGAAAAUCUUACAUGCAAUCGAAAAACAGCCUUGCCUGUGAUUUAUCUUGCAUUAUUCAUUUGCGGGAGAGGCGUCAUUUUUGGAUUUUACUAAGUUUAAACCAAGAGCAACAGAUGAUUAAAUCUUGCUAUAUCAUAAGCUUUCUAACUUGAAAAUUUGAAAAUAUUUAGUGUUAAAAGAUUUCAAUUAGGAAGGUUAGAGUCAUUCUGAGAUAUAUGCCCCUGUCACAGGCAGCUUCUCUUGGGAAAUGAAACAUAAUACUAAGUGGGGUGGGGGUAGGGCCUGUUUUAUUACAGAGACACGCCUCUCACAAGACCUUAUUUAGGAGGUUUUAGUUCCCCAUCCUUGACAUUGGUACAGAAAAUCCAAAGUUUGGUUUGUCUUUCUGUCCUCUCCUCUCCCAUUUGCAGUCAUGUUCUGCCUCCCUUCGUUUCAUACCUUCUCUAGCUGAGGGCCGUCAUGAAAAUCAUUACCGAAGGUGUUCAUCAGCAGAUGUACUAUUCUAUUGAGAAAGCACUGGAGUGUUUUGUGAGAUUAUUUUUAUAUGAAGGAGUAGCUUGGAUUCAAACAGCUGCAAUAGUAAGAACACAUUAGCAUGAUGGUUGUGUCGACGCACCAUCGCUGCGCAUAGUGUUCUGAAGGGAAAUUUGGGAUUUCAUUUCCAUGUUCUCACAGGAACAGUGUGGUUGACGUCAACAUACAAGAUUUGUAGAACAUGAGAAAAAAAAUGUUUGCAGUGCUCAGCAGAAAAUGGGGUAUAAGGCAGGGGUGGCUGUCCAUCCACUGAUACAAGGAUGAGAAGCUAUUUCUACCUCUCAAGAGUGAUGAGAAAAGUUUCCAGGGGCGCCUCCAGGCUUGCAGAGAAAGCAAGGCCCCUGAGUAUCCUUUCCUCAGUGUGUACGUGACAGCCCAUGUAAUCAGUACCCUAGGUUAUGCGUCUAUAUAAGAUACUCACCUGUGAAUAUUACUGGUUUUGUAAUCUUUGUUAUAUAAGAGGAUGUUUAGGCUGUACAUACUGGGGUAGAGUAUUGCCUGCCCCCUAUACAUAGGAAUAUGCGGCAUAAUUGCGCAUAACUUCCAUCUCCCUUUUGGCUUGUAGGCAGAAGAAACCACUUAUGUUACUGCCUUGUAAUUUUCUCGUACACCAAAAACAAAGUAAAACACACAAAAAAAAUCUCAAAUAAAAUAAGCAAUCUCCUAUUUCAUUCCCUUCCCACAGCAGCAUAUGUUAUAGGCACAUGCAAAAUCUACAUCCUCUAGUUGGGAGUGGAUUUUUUUUUCUUUUAUCUUUUUUUGUUGUUGUUUUUGUAUGAUACACUGAGAUGUGUACUUUCUAACGGGUUUGGUACCCAAGAAAUGUGCUAGCAUCAUUCAGAAAACUAUUAUACUUCAAAAACGACACAUAGUAUGGAGAAUGGAAUAAUACGUGUUGCAUAUUUGUUACCAAUUGUAAUUUGUCUGUAUUAUGAAAGAUGUAAUGGUUUGUCAAGCUGUCACUGUUGUUUUCUUGUAACAUGAUAUGGAAUAAAAUAUAGCAGAAUCUCUGUA
Molecule: messenger RNA, 4833 nt
Organism: Hipposideros armiger (great roundleaf bat)
Lineage: Eukaryota; Metazoa; Chordata; Mammalia; Chiroptera; Hipposideridae
Gene: CDK14
Product: cyclin dependent kinase 14
Exons: 14
Coding region: 16-1371 (451 amino acids)
Biological process (GO): protein phosphorylation
Cellular component (GO): cytosol; cytoplasm; nucleus
Molecular function (GO): cyclin-dependent protein serine/threonine kinase activity; cyclin binding; ATP binding
Source: RefSeq, a predicted model, not a curated record